CUGAAUAUGAUGCGUCGUUUUUCGCUCCUUAUCGCGUUCUUGUUCUGCAUCGACCACGUUGCAUGGUUGGAGGCCAUCGGUAACCACAAUUGGUCAUCUUUAUUCAACAAUAAUCCGUCGGAGAACUGGGUUGUCCUUGCCGCUGGUUCCAACACCUGGGAAAAUUAUCGACACCAAGCUGACGUUUAUCACGCGUACCAGAUCGUACGUCAAAACAACGUUCCAGCGCAGAAUAUAAUUACGCUCGCCUACGACGAUAUUGCAAACAAUCCCAGAAAUCCUUUCAAAGGCAAGGUUUUCCAUGACUACGACCACGAAGAUGUAUACAAUGGUGUGAUUAUUGACUACCGAGGAAAUGAUGUCACACGGGAUAACUUCGUGAACGUAUUAAAAGGCGAUAAGAAACUUGAAGCCAACAGAAAGAAGGUGCUGAAAAGCGGUCCAAAUGACAACGUGUUCAUCUUCUACUCUGGCCAUGGUGGGACUUCCUAUAUAAACUUCCUAAAAGAAUAUCUCUUGGCCAUGGAGUUGAACGAUACCCUCGCCUACAUGCAUUCAAAUAAAAUGUUCAAGAAAUUGGUGCUGUACGUGGAGGCUUGUCAUUCCGGCUCUAUGUUUAAAGAUGUUCUUCCUUCACAUAUGGGAAUCUACACGACAACAUCAACCAAGGAAGAUGAACCAUCCCAUUCUUUGUUUUGUUCGGACAAGGAUAUCGAUGUUUGUCUAGCGGACGAAUACUCGUAUGCCUGGGUUAUAGAUUCGGAAUUCCAUGAAGAGGAUUUAUGGCAAUUCAGCCAUCGCCGUUGUGCGGUGGCCCCAAAACAAUCAAACCGUUUGUUGUAUGUCCGAAAUUUCUCACUUUCCUUCCAACCAGGUUCGCCUGUGCUCUCGCAGAGGGAUAUUAAAGAGACCAGCAAACGUCUGGGUGCUAUCGGCGAAGACAUAAAAAAGCGUACACUGGACGAACAAUACACGUAUGUAAAAAAGCAUACAGCGUUUAGUCACGUGAUGAAAUACGGUGAAAUGGCGAUGGGAAGUCUCCCAGUUGGAAAAUUCCAAGGUCAUUAUGAUCUACUGAUGCACCGGAACGAUGGGGCGAUAGAACCGAUUGCUGUAGAUAGAAGGCCCUCUGGCCAGGGGCAUUUGUUUUCCAAGUCUCGACGCUUGAUGGAUGCCGCAACCGAGGAAGAACAUGAAACCGCUUGGCGAAAGCUGCAGCGGGUACUUCAGCGUGUUGCUGUUGUAUCGGAAUCACCAACUGGUCGAUGUUCAGGCGCGGUACGGUACGGGGCCGACUCCAAGCCACAGGUAUCUCGUCCGGAAUCAUUAUGCAGUUACUCGAAAGAAGUUUUGGAUACAACGGAUGCGCAGUACCGGGGAAACCGAUUAUCAGAUGAUAAAGAAUAG
Opisthorchis viverrini is the source of this 1407-nucleotide messenger RNA. RefSeq lists its product as hypothetical. NCBI's taxonomy places the organism in Eukaryota, Metazoa, Platyhelminthes, Trematoda, Opisthorchiida, Opisthorchiidae. Gene Ontology annotation, molecular function: cysteine-type endopeptidase activity. The record is from RefSeq and is a predicted model, not a curated record. The transcript has 12 exons. Gene Ontology annotation, biological process: vacuolar protein processing. The coding region runs from base 7 to 1407 and encodes 466 amino acids.